AUGGCACGAACGAGAUACAACUCUGAUCGGCCCGGUACUCGAGCUGACAGACUCAGACAACACGUGAAUGCUGCUCGUAAUGCAGAGACUUACACCCAAUUCCGCCAACGACAGCAAUUACACCAUGAACAGGAAGAAUUUCGCCACGAAAACAUCCUAGACGACCCUUACAACCACCCUCAGGAAGAAGACACAUCAGACGAUGAAGAGAAUGACAAUGACAAAAGAAACUGGGUGGUACUUACCAAAGAAGAGCCUGUUAACCCAAUUGAUGCAGCAAUCAAAGCUCGGAAAGCACAGCAUCAACAACAAGCACGGCAGUACAAUUACUCGGCCAUGAUUCAAAGCCUGCACUCGGUGUACCUUGUUUUAAAAUACAAGACCAAUGACUGGACCGGUUCCAAUACUUUCUACGACUUCCGCGACUGCAACUGUCUGCCGCACACCAAGACAUCACAACCGGUGGAUUUAGUCGAUGUUUCCGACAAGACAAUAUUCUCGUACCUCAAGCUAACCGAACAGCAAAUCUUGGCGCAGGAAUCUUGUCCGGCAUGCUUUGGGCCCCGACCUCCCAACAGCAGUCUCUAUCCAAAUUCCACCCGUGACCAACUCAUCAUCUGCUUGGACGGCAACUUUCAGCAUUGGCAUCAUACCCUAGCCAGUCGUGACAAUGUUCCACUGGUUAUACCACGGAUUUUCAUUCAUCCCGACCAGGUGGAAGCAACCACCCAAUACAUCCGGCGGCAAGAACAGUUAUUAACACCCCCAUCCCAGGUAGGCUUAGCCGACCUUUCUAGCGAAACAGAUGAUACAAGACCUCCAGACGAGCACAUUGAUUCUCUGCCAAUGGCCGGGAUGACAUAUCGCCAAAAGCUGAAAUGUAUCAACCAAGAGUUACGCUUACGUCUUUCGACUCAUAAGGUAUUGGUGCAAGAUUGGUCGGAUGAUGUGAUGUGGCUGUCGGACGCUGGCGUUAAUCUAGAAGUACCAGAUAUCGAUGAGGAAUUGGAAGACGUAUUGUUGGAUAAUGAGGGGGACGAUGGGGAUUACGCCGAAGAUGAUUGGGUCGAUGAGAUUGGAUAUGAUGAUACACCCAAGGUCGCCCCACCUUUACCAGCCGAGGUCGCCCCACCUUUACCGCAGGAAUCAGAGGCCCGGAUCUCUUCACCAGUACCUGAAGAAUUGAAUGUACCUGAUAGAUCUGCGCCAUCAAUCCCCGAGUAA
Puccinia triticina is the source of this 1224-nucleotide messenger RNA. RefSeq lists its product as uncharacterized. The record is from RefSeq and is a predicted model, not a curated record. The coding region runs from base 1 to 1224 and encodes 407 amino acids. Lineage: Eukaryota; Fungi; Basidiomycota; Pucciniomycetes; Pucciniales; Pucciniaceae. The transcript has 4 exons.